Molecule: messenger RNA, 2424 nt
Organism: Vicia faba (fava bean)
Lineage: Eukaryota; Viridiplantae; Streptophyta; Magnoliopsida; Fabales; Fabaceae
Source: the annotation of a GenBank genome assembly
AUGGAGGAAACGCCUACACUCUUUCAUGGAACAAUUGAAGCUACCAUCUUUAAGGCCACACCUUACACACCAUUUCCUCUAUUCAACUGCAUAGGUAAAAAUGGAAAGGCUGCAUAUGUGACCAUCAAGAUAGACAACAAAAAGGUUGCAAAAACAAGCAAAGAAAGAAACCGUGUUUGGAACCAAACCUUUCACAUUCAAUGUGCUCAUCCAGCUGAUUCAAUUAUCACAAUUACAUUGAAAACAUCAAAUUCCAUGUUAGGAAAAUACAGUAUCAAGGCCCAACAACUUUUAAAUGAAGCAAGUAUAAUCAACGGAUUCUUCACUCUUCUCACGGAACAAAAAAAACCGAAUCCAAAACUUAAAUUGAAGUUUAUAUUAUGGUUCAAGCCUGCAAAAUUGGAAGAGAGUUUGGAAAAGGUACUAAGCAAUGGGGAGUUUCAAGGGCUAAAGGAUGAAAAUUUUCCACAAAGGUCUAAUUGUCAUGUUAAACUUUAUCAUGAUGCUCAUCAUUCUCCUACCUUUCAACCUCCCUUUGAUCCAUGUGGGGCUCCAAACAACCUAUGGGAGGAUAUUUAUAAAGCCAUCGAAGGUGCAAAGCAUAUAGUUUAUAUUGCCGCUUGGUCCCUCAAACCCAAGAUAGUUUUGGUAAGAGAUCCUCAUACAAAAAUCCAACAUGCAAGAGGAAUGAAUUUAGGUGACCUGUUGAAAAAGAAGGCAGAUGAAGGAGUGGCUGUGAGAGUUAUGCUUUGGGAUGAUGAAACAUCAUUGGCCUUAGUUAAGAACAAAGGUGUAAUGAACACACAUGAUGAAGAUGCUCUUACUUAUUUCAAUCACACAAAAGUAAUAUGCGAAAAGUGUCCUAGAUUACACCACAAGUUUCCAACACUAUUUGCUCACAACCAGAAAACUAUAACAGUUGACAUAAAAGUGGCUAAAUCGGUUAGCGAUAGAGAAAUUAUGAGCUUUGUUGGUGGUUUAGAUUUGUGUGAUGGUAGAUAUGAUACAGAACAACAUUCAUUGUUUCAAACACUCAUUAAGGAGUCACAUUGUUAUGACUUUUACCAACCAAACAUUGAAGGAGCUAGCCUUAACAAAGGAGGACCAAGAGUUCCUUGGCAUGAUGCUCAUGCUUGUGUUACCGGUGAAGCUGCUUGGGAUGUGUUAACAAAUUUUGAGCAACGAUGGGCUAAGCAAUGUGAUCCAUCUCUUCUGGUCCCUAUUAGCACCUUGGUAAAUCUCAUGCCUCGAAGAAACUCAAACACUUCGAUAGAAAGUAAUUGGAAAGUACAAGUUCAUAGGUCGAUUGAUCAAGCUUCGGUUGGUGAUAUAUGUGGAAAUUUCACUGCGGAGAGGAGUAUCCAUGAAGCUUAUGUUGAAGCAAUUAGGCAUGCUGAGAGGUUUAUAUACAUUGAAAACCAAUACUUCAUUGGUGGAUGUCAGUGGUGGAAAAAAGAUAAGGAUUGUGGUUGCACAAAUCUAAUUCCAAUUGAAAUUGCAUUAAAAGUGGUAAGUAAGAUCAAAGCAAAGGAGAGAUUUGCAGUGUAUAUAGUUAUACCAAUGUGGCCAGAAGGAGUGCCUGAAAGUGAAUCUGUUCAAGAUAUAUUGCAUUGGACAAGAGAAACUAUGACAAUGAUGUAUAGGUUGAUUGGUGAAGCAAUAAAACAAAGUGGUGAAAUAGGACAUCCAAGAGACUAUUUGAAUUUCUUUUGUCUUGCAAACAGAGAGCAUAAGGGAAAAGGGGAGUAUCUUCCACUAGAUUUUCCCCAUCUUGAAACACAAUACUGGCAUGCACAAAAGAGUAGAAGAUUCAUGGUUUAUGUACAUUCGAAGCUCAUGAUAGUGGAUGACAUGUACAUACUACUAGGUUCAGCUAACGUGAAUCAAAGAUCCAUGGAUGGGAAAAGGGACACUGAGAUAGCCAUAGGAUGCUUCCAAUCUCAAGAUGAAGUUAUGAAACAAAUGAACCUUGGCGAUGUUCAUGCAUACAGAAUGUCACUAUGGUAUGAGCACACAAAUAGUUUCAAUGAGUUGUUCUUAGAGCCAGAAAGUUUGGAAUGUGUGAAGAGGAUGUGUUCCAUUGGAGAUCAAAUGUGGGAAACCUACAGCAGUGAAGAAAUUGUAGACAUGGAAGGUGUGCACCUUGUUACUUACCCAAUGAGAGUAACACAAGAAGGCUAUGUGAAAGACUUGAGCAAUGGAGUUUAUUUUCCUGAUACAAACUCUCUAGUGAAGGGGAAAAGAUCUACAUUGCCCACUAAUGUUAUGGCACCAUCAAAUGAUGAAAUUCAUGAAGAGAUACUUAAAGUCUCAAAUGAAGAGGAAGAUUCAAUCCCUAGACCAAGAGCCAAGAGAAACACUGACAAGCCCAAACAUUUUGAGAAUUAUGUAAUGCCAAAAUGUAAGAAAGGGGGUAGGGAGUAG